UGCACAUCGAAAUACAUUGUAUCCUUACAAUUGAAAUCACCGUUUAGAUCGACGCAGCUCAUUGAGAAUGUACAGAUUCGUGCUUGUUUACACGUUGGUGGCAGCAACAGCCAGUCACGUUAUGUCAAUGAAGCUUGGACAACCGAACCAUCAUAGCAUAGGUGUGCGAGCAGGUGGUUGGGGAGAUCCCGAGUUUGACACUAUUGAUGGCCGAAUGUACGUAUUCAGCGGCAAUUGCUCGUACGUGUUGCUGAGAGAGUGUCACGACCCAUUAGGACCACCACGUUUCUCUGUGAAUAUUGUGAAUGCCAGAACAUUGAAUACACCGUACACAGCUGCCGUUUACAUUGACACCGUCUACGUGCUAAUAGAUUUAGAAGGAGGAAGUGUCUUCAGAGUUGAUCUACUACAAGGAAAAUAUCUUUCAAUUAACAACCAGACAUCAAUCCAUAUCGUGGAUAUAGUGGAUAAAUGGGAAGAUGUGGAAAAUGGCAUUACAAUAAGGCAAUUCAAUUAUAAAAUACUGGUUACAAAACGUGACGAAUUUAGUGUGUGUUGGGAUGGUAAGGGACGUGUCGAUGUAAAGGUUAACGACAAUUUUAACGGCGAAGUAUGCGGUCUGCUUGGAAAUGCCAAUGAUAACCCGGAUGAUGAUUUACAGGAGCUCACAAGUGAAGGAUUACAAUUAGUUGAGAAUGUAAAUGAUUUUGCAAUGAGCUGGCAAAUAAAAGACAGUUGCAGGAUCGAAUAACAUGGCAUUGCGCAUCCACGGUUAAAAGUGAAUACACGUGAACAGUUAUCAACACUCAAUAGCGACUGAACUGAUGAAAUAUUUCACCUAUUUUUUUCGAUUCAUAAAUAGUUUUCAUUUUGGCCCAAAUGUUAUUGUGUUGGUUGUAGCUUAAUAUAUAAAUCUACACUUAUAAUACACUAAUAAAGCACUAAUUUAUUCAUG
Messenger RNA from Saccoglossus kowalevskii, 955 nucleotides. RefSeq names its product BMP-binding endothelial regulator protein-like. The record is from RefSeq and is a predicted model, not a curated record. NCBI's taxonomy places the organism in Eukaryota, Metazoa, Hemichordata, Enteropneusta, Harrimaniidae.